This is a messenger RNA of Malassezia sympodialis ATCC 42132, 765 nucleotides long. RefSeq lists its product as uncharacterized. Gene Ontology annotation, molecular function: phosphatidylinositol-3-phosphate binding. The record is from RefSeq and is a predicted model, not a curated record. Gene Ontology annotation, cellular component: early endosome membrane; retromer complex. The coding region runs from base 1 to 765 and encodes 254 amino acids. The transcript is spliced from 2 exons. NCBI's taxonomy places the organism in Eukaryota, Fungi, Basidiomycota, Malasseziomycetes, Malasseziales, Malasseziaceae. Gene Ontology annotation, biological process: endocytic recycling; late endosome to Golgi transport.
AUGUCGCUUUACUUUUCGGAUAACGAUGGUCUAGAUGACAAUCCCCUCAUCUCAUCUAAUGCGGAGGUGUGGGGUGGGACCGCGCCCUCUCCUCCGAAUGGAAAGACCACUUCUAAUAAUUUAAUUCACGAGAGCACACUUGUCGACGAAGUUGACGAAGAGCAUCCGUGGGGCCCACCCCCCACGCACACCAUGGCUAGUUUUCAAGACGAAGAUCCUAUGAGGAACUGGGGAACAACUGGCACCUUUAGCCAAGGCACAGACGAUACUGCUGAAGUAAUGGAGAACAGCCAGAAUUUCCUGUCUGGUGCAUCCACAACAACGUCCUAUUCGCCCUUCGCACGUGUUGAGACCACGGCACCAAGGGCAGAUGCUCCUGAAGACAUAUAUGGUGUUCCAGAAAACUUUCUAGAAGUUGAAGUGAGGAACCCAAGAACUCAUGGUGUUGGACGUAAAAUGUUUACCGAAUAUGAAGUGGUUACCCGUACAAACAUCCCCGCAUUUAAAUUGAGUUAUUCAUCUGUGUGGCGACGAUAUUCUGACUUUGACUAUUUCCGCGAACUCCUUGAGCGUGAAUCAAACCGUGUAAAUAUCCCGCCUUUGCCAGGUAAAGUGUUCACCAACCGGUUUUCAGAAGAUGUUAUUGAGUCACGCCGUGAAGGACUCGAGCGAUUUUUGCAAAUUGUCGCAGGACAUCCUUUGCUACAAACAGGAAGUAAGCACAUGGCAGCCUUCCUUCAGGAUAGUCACUGGAAAAGAACGUAG